Messenger RNA from Gavia stellata (red-throated loon), 5709 nucleotides. It is a transcript of the gene SMG6, whose product is annotated as SMG6 nonsense mediated mRNA decay factor. Gene Ontology annotation, molecular function: telomerase RNA binding; protein binding; telomeric repeat DNA binding. Bases 1 to 4269 code for a protein of 1422 amino acids. Lineage: Eukaryota; Metazoa; Chordata; Aves; Gaviiformes; Gaviidae. The record is from RefSeq and is a predicted model, not a curated record. Gene Ontology annotation, cellular component: telomerase holoenzyme complex. The transcript has 19 exons. Gene Ontology annotation, biological process: nuclear-transcribed mRNA catabolic process, nonsense-mediated decay.
AUGGCGGAGGGGCUGGAGCGCGUCCGCGUCUCGGCCGCCGAGCUGCGGGACAUGGUGGCGGCGCAGGCCCGCGCCGCGACCGGCGGCGGACGAGAAAACAUGAAGGAAGUGAAGGAGCCAAGGCAUCGCAAAGACAACAGGCGCCCAGACCUGGAGAUUUACAAGCCUGGCCUCUCCCGGCUGCGGAGCAAACUUGUGCCACCAAAGCAUGAGGCCUCAGAGAAGGAGAGGAGCAGAGCUGAGGAGGAGAGUGCCAGCAACAAGGGCUCUUUGGGAGGAGGGGCUCCAGUCACAGAGGAUUUUGGCAAAGGUGAUGGCCCCAAGCAGAACGGUCCUUCGCAGGAAAAUGAAGAGACAGAGACUAAAGGUAGUCUUCAGAGCCAGGAGAACUUGUCCAAGCAGCCCGCUCCAGAUGAGUGGUGUCCCAAGACCACCAGGAGAACCAAGAAGCCGGACCAGCAGAUCUACCAGCCUGGGAAACGCCUGCAUUCAGCUGCUAAAGAACCAGUCCUGCGGUCAGCUACUGAUGAAGUCACCGGUAAGAUGGAGCAGCUGCAAGUCGAGAGAGAUGAAGAGACUGAGAAAAGUACUGGAAAAGACAAUAACAGGAAAACCAAAUCAAGCAAGGAGGAUAGAGAGGGGAGCCAGGCAGGAGAAGGAGUGAAAGCCUCAAGGGGAGAAAAAGGAAGACGAAUAGAGCGAAGCGACAGGGUAAGGAGAACAAGUGACGAGGUGAUGCAGGGGAAGCUGGGCUCUACCAAACGGUACUCCCGUUCUGACAAGCGGCGGAGCCGGUACCGCACCUGCAGCACAAGCUCAGCUGGAAGCAACAACAGUGUAGAUGGAGCCCCGCUCGUAGACAGGGUGGAGAGGCGACAGGAGCGUGCCAGGGAAAGAAUACGCCCUAGGAAGCAGCUCUCUGCAUCCUCCACUGACUCCUUGGAUGAUGACAGAAUUGAUGAGGCAGAAGCGUAUGUCUCCAUCAGGAAUUCGGACAAGAAGAAGCGUUCAGAGCAGAGUCGAGCUUCUAGGAGUGAGAGCGAGUGGAGCAGCAACGGCAGGGAAGUCAAGGGACCCUUUCGAGUCACAUUUGACAGCAAGACUAUGAACAGGGAUAUCAGUCUGGCAGAUACAGAUAAAAAAAAGCCCCUGAAGGCGUUUGUUAGUUGCAAUGACUCAGAGGCUUCGGAGGCGAGGAGCCAGAGCAGAGAGCCCCAAGGGAGGGGCCGUGGGAUUCUGUUCCUGCCUGCCAACACAGACCUCUCUGCCAGUACCGCAGGCUCCCCCGAGCCCAGUCACCCUGGGCCCAGGCUGCUGCUUGGCGGUGCUGGGAGUAAAGGCCCCCGAAGCAGGGGCCGAGGUGGCACUGCUCGCCGUCUGUGGGACCCGAACAACCCGGACCAAAAACCCGCCCUGAAGAGCCAUACAGCUCAGCUCCACUUCCUAGACACGGAUGAUGAAGUGAGCCCUACCUCCUGGGCGGAAACCCGCCAGGCCCAGACGUCCUACUAUAAGUUCCAAAACUCUGACAACCCCUACUAUUACCCUCGGGCCUCCGGUCAAGGCCCCCAGUAUCCUUAUGGCGGGUACUCCCUGCAGUAUCCUAUGGGUCCAAGCAACGGUGUGUACCCAGGAGCCUAUUACCCUGGGUACCCCGGCCAGGCGGGGCAGUACAUGUGUGGUCCACUCCCUCCGACUCCUCUGAGUCCUGAGAUGGAGCAGCAGAUGCGGAACAUGCAGCAGCAGGAGCUCAGCAAACUCCUCCGCGAGGCUGGGAAUCAGGAGCAGCAGCUCAGCAAUCUGCUUUCCAGAGACCGCAUCAGCCCAGAGGGGCUGGAGAAGAUGGCCCAGCUGAGGGUGGAGAUGCUACAGCUGUACGAACGGUGCAUCCUGAUGGAUAUCGAGUUCUCCGAUACCCAGAACGUGGACCAGCUGCUGUGGAAGAAUGCGUUUUAUCAGGUGAUUGAGAAAUUUCGGCAGCUUCUCAAGGACCCUCAAGGGGAAAACGCCCAAGAAAUUCGGAACAAACUGCUCCAGCUUCUAGACGAGGGCACUUCUUUUUUCGAUGGCCUACUCCAGAAGCUGCAGGUGUCAUACCAGUUCAAGCUAGAGGACUAUAUGGACGGGAUGGCCAUCCGCAGUAAGCCUCUGAGGAAAAUGGUGAAGUAUGCGCUGAUCAGUGCUCAGAGGUGUAUGAUUUGUCAAGGGGACAUUUGCCGAUACAGAGAACAAGCAAAUGACACCGCAAACUACGGAAAGGCACGCAGCUGGUACCUGAAGGCUCAGCAAAUUGCUCCCAAAAACGGCCGCCCGUACAACCAGCUGGCGCUUCUGGCCAUCUACACGAGGAGAAAGCUGGAUGCUGUCUACUAUUAUAUGCGCAGUCUGGCUGCUAGCAACCCCAUCCUCACAGCCAAGGAGAGCCUCAUGAGUCUGUUUGAAGAGACAAAACGCAAGGCUGAGCAGAUGGAGCAGCGGAAACAUCAGGUGCUGGAUCUGAGCCCCAGCCGCCGGGGGAAGGGCAAGAAGUCCACAUUGCGACAAGUUGGAGAUGAUGCCACGCGGCUGGAGAUCUGGAUCCAUCCUUCCCACCCCCGCUCCUCCCAGGGCCAUGAGUCCGGCAGGGAUUCUGAGCAGGACAACGGUCUUGGGAACCUCAGCCCCAGCGACCUGAACAAAAGGUUCAUCCUCAGUUUUCUCCAUGCCCAUGGGAAGCUGUUUACCAGGAUUGGGAUGGAGACUUUCCCUGCGGUGGCCGAGGAGGUCCUGAGGGAGUUCCAGGUCCUGCUGCAGCACAGCCCCCCUCCCAUCGGAAGCACCCGCAUGCUCCAGCUUGUGGCAAUCAACAUGUUUGCAGUGUACAACUCCCAGCCCAAAGAGUGCGUCUCUGAAGACUGCCGCUCUGUCAUCCAGGAACAGGCCACGGCCCUGGGGCUCUCCAUGUUUGCACUCUUGGUGAGGAGGUGCACCAGCCUGCUGAAGGAAUGCGUGCAAGUUCAGCCACAAGAGGUGGAGCAGGAGGAUGAGGAGGAUGACAUCAAGGUCUCUGCCUUGCCCCAGGACCUGAAGGAGCUGCUCCCCAGUGUGAAGGUCUGGUCGGACUGGAUGCUUGGCCACCCGGACACCUGGAAUCCUCCUCCAACCUCUCUCGAGCUCCCCAAACAGGUCUCAGUAGAUGUGUGGGCGACGCUGGCUGACUUCUGUAACAUACUGACCACAGUGAAUCAGUCGGAGGUGCCCUUGUACAAGGACCCAGAUGACGACCUUGCCCUGCUUAGCCUGGAAGAGGAUCGGCUGCUCUCGGGCUUCGUUCCCCUGCUGGUCGCCCCCCAGGAGCCCUGCUACGUGGAGAGGACCUCGGACAAGGUUAUUGCAGCCGACUGCAAGAGGGUCACAGUUCUGAAGUAUUUCCUGGAAGCCCUUUGUGGACAAGAAGAGCCUUUGCUGGCAUUCAAGGGUGGAAAAUAUGUGUCAGUGGCACCCAUCCCAGACGCCAUGGGAAAGGAAAUGGGAAGCCAAGAGGGAAAACAACUGGAAGAUCAGGAAGAUGAUGUAAGGAUUGAGGCAUUUGAAGAUGAUUCUGAGGCUGAAGGCAGCGGAGGAGAGAUGGACAUCAAGGAGCUCAGAGCCAAGAAACAAGCCCUGGCCAGGAAAGUAGCUGAGCAGCAGCGUCGUCAAGACAAGAUUCAGGCCGUACUGAAAGACCAGAGUCAAAUGAGGCAGAUGGAGCUGGAGAUCAGACCUGUCUUCCUGGUCCCAGACACCAACGGUUUCAUCGACCACCUCAGCAGCUUGAUAACGCUGCUGGACUGUAGGAAGUUCAUCCUGGUGGUGCCCCUGAUCGUGAUAAACGAGCUGGACGGCCUGGCCAAGGGCCCGGAGAUGGAGCACCGGGCCGCAGGCUAUGCCCGCCAAGUGCAGGAGAGAGCCAGGAAGUCCAUCGAGUUCCUGGAGGAGCGAUUCGAGAGCCGGGACAACUGCUUGAGGGCUCUGACCAGCCGAGGCAACGAGCUGGAGUCCAUCUCCUUCCGCAGCGAAGACACCACUGGCCAACAGGGAAACAACGACGACCUGAUUCUGUCCUGCUGCCUCCACUAUUGCAAUGACAAGGCCAAGGAUUUCAUGCCCUCCAACAAAGAUGAUCCCAUCCGUUUGCUCAGGGAAGUGGUUUUGCUGACGGACGACCGGAACCUGCGAGUCAAAGCGUUGACCCGCAACGUGCCGGUGCGGGACAUCCCCACCUUCCUGAAGUGGGCCCAGGAGGGCUGAGGGGGCUGAGCGGGGCUGACAGCCCCUGAGCGAGUCACGCAGCCUGUUAACAGUGGGAGACCGGCUUCAGCGGCAGCCCUCACCACGCGCCGCCACCGCCUUCCAGCCCACCACGAACAAUAAACGCCACGUCUUCAACCCACCCCAGAAUGGCCAUGCUGCGAAGGGACCCUGCCUCCGAGGGCAGACCAGCUGGGAAGGUCAUUGCUGUGGAUGGUUCACGUGGAGGCUGGGCCGUUGAGGGUCUCACCAGCCUUUGGGCAGUGCCGGAGCGGAGCUGGCGAGCCCCGCUGGCUAGGGAAGCUUUGGGUGAGCCCGUGCUGGAUCACCAGCCUUUUGCUUGGUUUGCUUGGUUGCAGAGAGCUCGAGUCACGAGUCGGUGGCUCUUCGGGUUUGUAGGCUGUGUAGGGCAGAGACCGGGGACACGCCAGCGCAGACUUUGGGAUUGCUUAGUCUAGCUCGUGCGCCUCGGAGAGGCCCUGGACUUCAAGGGCAGGUUGCCUCCUGCCCCAGCCUGUUCGUCCUGCGUGGCCCAGGCAGCCCCAGGCCUCCGGCCCCUUCCCCACCCACACGGGGGGGCCGCUUGCGGAGGCGCUUGUUCUCUCCCUGGUGCAGGGUUUGCUCGUUGAGUUUAAUUUCAGGCUUCAGUAUAGGUUAGUUUUCAGGUGUGUGCCCCGCCUGCUUUGCUGAGGGGGAGGCUUUGAACACCCCCUGCUCCCCCCAGCUGCUUUCUGUCCUGCUCCCCUGCCCACCCCAGCCCUUACCUGCUCCCUCCCUCCUCCCCCAAACCGCUUAGUCCCACCCCGCUACCUUUCAACAUGUUUUUGACCUAAGACUCAGCGUGAGGCUAACAAAACUCUCCAAGUCCCCAAGGACCCCAGGACCGGCUGUCCCACAGGUCCCGUGUGUCCUCACAUUGCCACGGGCUCCUCUUGCAUGUGGGAUCCGGUUUUUGCCCGUGGCUGUGGGGCCGGGCAGGGCUGGAGUCAGCCAGGGCAGCGCCCAGCCCCUUGUCACUUGCCCACCUGGGAGCGUCCCCUCUCGAGUUGCCCCUUUGCCGUGGAGGGAGCUGUGAAGGGAUCCCCACUGCCUCGUCACUGGGUCAUACCGCACCGGGAGCCGGUGCAGGGUUGGGGUGUUGUUGAGCUCCCACACACACAACGUUGUCCCAUCCCCAAGUGUCCCGUCCCCAGCCCAGUUACAUGCCAGAUACAGAAGCUAAGAGGGAGCAUUAACCCGUGAACCGGAGCCCCUGGAGCUCUGUCAAGUCCCAGUCCCAUGAGCAGAGGGUGGGAGUGACCCCGAGGCCGUCCCCGGUCCCCACUGGGGCACCACGGCCGUGGGAGGGAAGCGUCAAAGGUGGCAGAGGAAGCAGUAGGACGGAGCCCAGCAUUUUCCUUUCCUGUGUGGGUGGCUCGGACCCGGUGUCUCUGUCAGGAA